Molecule: messenger RNA, 1665 nt
Organism: Drosophila busckii
Lineage: Eukaryota; Metazoa; Arthropoda; Insecta; Diptera; Drosophilidae
Gene: Gs2
Product: glutamine synthetase 2 cytoplasmic
Exons: 5
Coding region: 162-1271 (369 amino acids)
Cellular component (GO): cytoplasm
Molecular function (GO): glutamine synthetase activity
Source: RefSeq, a predicted model, not a curated record
UCGUUAUAAAUUGCGUUGGAAUAACGGAUACCAGCUUAGUCGUGUGCCAGUAACGCUUACGCUCGCUCGCAAGCAAAAAGUCCAGAACAGAACCCAAGCAUACCCCAAGCCCAGGCCCAAGCAACCCCUCGAUCCAGAGCAACAAUAAAACGCCAAGCACCAUGUCGGCCAGAAUUUUGGAGGAUUCGCCCAAUGCGCACAUCAACAAGACCCUGCUCGAUCGCUAUCUGUCGCUGCCGCUCAAGGAGAACAUUGUCCAGGCCACCUACGUCUGGAUCGACGGCACCGACGAGGAUCUGCGCUGCAAGGAUCGCACACUCGAUUUCAUUCCCAACAGUCCAAAGGACUUGCCCAUUUGGAAUUAUGACGGCAGCUCGUGCUAUCAAUCGGAGGGCAGCAACUCGGAUGUCUAUCUGUAUCCCGUGGCCAUUUACAAGGAUCCCUUCCGUCGCGGCAACCACAUUCUGGUCAUGUGUGACACCUACAAGUUCGACGGCACACCCACGGCCAGCAACAAGCGCAAGACCUGCCUGGAGGCGGUGAACAAGUGUGCGGAUGAGGAGCCCUGGUUUGGCAUUGAGCAGGAGUACACAUUCCUCGAUUUCGAUGGCCAUCCGCUGGGCUGGCCCAAGAACGGCUUCCCCGGACCCCAGGGACCCUACUACUGCGGCGUGGGCGCCAACAAGGUCUAUGCUCGCGAUGUGGUCGAUGCGCAUUAUCGCGCUUGUCUCUAUGCUGGCAUCAAGAUGGCCGGCACCAAUGCCGAGGUGAUGCCUGCUCAGUGGGAGUUCCAAGUGGGUCCCUGUCUAGGCAUUUCCGUGGGUGAUGAUCUAUGGAUGGCGCGUUUCCUCAUGCAUCGCAUUGCGGAAGAAUUCGGCAUUGUCGCCACUUUGGAUCCCAAGCCCAUGCCUGGCGAUUGGAAUGGCGCUGGCGCCCACACCAAUGUGUCGACCAAGACGAUGCGCGAGGAGGGCGGCAUACGUGAGAUUGAGAAGGCGGUGGCCAAGCUGUCCAAGUGCCAUGAGCGUCACAUACGCGUCUAUGACCCCAAGGACGGCCAGGACAAUGCGCGUCGUCUGACCGGACGCCACGAGACGAGCUCGAUUAACGAUUUCAGCGCUGGAGUCGCAAAUCGUGGCUGCAGCAUUCGCAUUCCACGCAGCGUCAAUGAUGAGGGCAAGGGCUACUUUGAGGAUCGUCGCCCCAGCUCCAACUGCGAUCCCUACUCGGUAGUGGAGGCCAUACUGCGCACCGUCUGCCUGGACGAAUAAGUGGACGCAGUGCGUCGCGACCCGGAAACGAACAUGGCAAACCAAAAAGCAAUUCACCAAGCUCAUACCCCAAACGUAUUUGUUAUUAAUUAAGCAACUGUUAUUUAGUUUCUUGUAAUAUCAUAAUUUUUUUUUUGUUUUUUUUUUCGUUGUUGUUAAGCUGUAAUUGUUAAAGCCGAUUGCACCAACUACCCCACCAAUACCAAUAACCCCACCUAAAAUACUUGCGACCUAAUGAAAUCGAAACUAUAUUCCUAAAUAUAUAAAAGGCAAACAUAUAAGUACGAACGAUAUGCUUUAGUUUAAAACAAUAACAAUAACAAUAUAUGCAAACGAUAAACAAUAAUAAAUCCAUAUACUCUAUAGACAAGUAAGUGCACAUCAAAAAUGUAAA